AUGUCGGGACGGAGCAAAGUAUCGGUGCAGCCGAUCAAUGUCAUCUUCCGUCACUUACAACAGCAAACGAGAGUGUCACUAUGGCUCUACGACAAUAUCGACUUCCGCAUCGAGGGCAAGAUCAUCGGCUUCGACGAGUUCAUGAACGUGACACUGGCAGAUGCAGAAGAGGUCUGGACGAAGAAGGACAACAAGCAUGUAGAGCUCGGACGUAUUCUGUUGAAAGGUGAUAACAUCACACUCAUCCAACCAGCAAAAUGA
Molecule: messenger RNA, 261 nt
Organism: Ustilago hordei
Lineage: Eukaryota; Fungi; Basidiomycota; Ustilaginomycetes; Ustilaginales; Ustilaginaceae
Product: putative small nuclear ribonucleoprotein E
Exons: 3
Coding region: 1-261 (86 amino acids)
Biological process (GO): spliceosomal snRNP assembly; mRNA splicing, via spliceosome
Cellular component (GO): U4 snRNP; U2 snRNP; precatalytic spliceosome
Molecular function (GO): RNA binding
Source: RefSeq, a predicted model, not a curated record